UCCCCCCUCUACAUUGUUUUGAGGGGUUAUCAUCUCACCCAGUCAGGGCUGCUUCGCUUUAAAAAAAAAAAUAAGUUUUUGAUGAAUGUGGUGAUACGGAGAAGUUAAGGAUACAGACAACAUCCAUUCGGUGGAUGUUUUGUUUUGUCUUUUGACAGAAGUGCGUGUGGGAUAAUUUUUAUCUUCGGGGUCCUUGUGGACCGGAAAGAUUUUUGCGUUUGCGUGUCGGUUGCGAUUUUCUCGGAAGAUUUGUCUUGACACUUGGUUUGGUUGUGCCACCGCCGACAGAUUGUCGGGAGUGGGAGGUUCUUCGGCUAGAAAACUGACUCGGUGGGACGGGAUGUGUCAAGGCUUGAUUAUAUGAAUGGUACCUACUGCUGGUAACUAGACGACUAAGUGGGGUAUUAUCAUCAUCAGAGCAGCUCUACUAACCAGGUUCAGCGUAGAGCUGCAGGUAAACGGCAAAAGUUUGCAAGCGCGCGCGAGUAUUGAUGGGGUCUCAGGGCUACUGACUUUGCUGAUACAGAGAACGCGAGAAGUGUUGCGAUUUAGCCUUAAGGUGUGCUAUGGACGGCUGUUGUAGUCUCAAGGCUUUUUUCGGAGACCGGGUCGUUGUUUUAGUGGCUGUCUUUUUUUUUUGUAUUAACUUGAGGCGGUCUUUGGGGACAGGUUUUUUUUCAUUCUCUUAAAUUGAAAAAAACGACGGCAGCCUCAGAGAUUCGAUACCGCGGUGUUGUCCCAGUGCAAGGUUUUUUUUUUCUUGUGCUUCAUUACUUGCGCUCAUGGGCAAGUAAAUUCGCGUAUUACUCAUAUGCCUAUGUUUCGAUUUUUGGAGCAUUCCCGAGCGAUUUGGUGCGCCUGAAUUCGGCUGUGGUGGGUGUCCAGACAUUGGCGUAGUCGGAUCUCUCGCCGUCGUGCUUUACUGUGUGUAGGAGGCACGCAGAGAGGGCGCCCAAUCCAGUUGUGCUGUGCUAGUCAUCCUGGCCGGAGUGCUUUUGGAGACUUUUUUUUAUCAUUGUGCUUCAGCCUGAUAAGAGGUACCUUGAGACGGAACCUUGCAACAGCUCGAGCGUUGUUGUUCAGAGUUAAGUGCAUCGCAGCUAGGGAAGUUGAGAUAUUCGUGGAACUGGCUACGCAUUAAGGCUUAAGUGUUUUCCGAUGUACGUGGGCAUUAAUCUACGAAAAUGCAUGCUUCGUAAUUGAAGUUGGCAAAAAAUUGUGAUUCUUUUUUUCCGGUUGCUUGAGAUUGCACUCGUGAGUGACCUAGUUGUUAGUUUACAACGGAGCAGAACCUCUGGAGAAGAGAGUUCGCGUGAAACCGAAAAGCGUGAGAGUUCUCCUAGCAAGCCCUGAGCGAGCAGAGCCGAAAAGCACUGACCGAGUGAGAAGAUGUUUGUAAUGUGUUGAUUUUUUCGCUGUGUCUCUAGCUAGUUGCGCUGCAAGCCCUAAUUGCGAUUUCAAUAACACAGAAGUAUCCAGUUGAAAUUCUUCUAUUCAGUCAUUCAUUCAUUUGUUUAUGCUGAGAGUGGAAGAAAUUGUUGCUUGCUGCUGGCUGACGCAAAAAUCGCCAUAUCCAGAUCUAAUUCCUUGAGAUAUUGGCUCGGUUGGAAGAAAAUAGAGGCUGAAUCGGUGAAGCAUCAGCUGGGUGAAUGGUGAAGUGAGGAGCUGCUUCAAGUGUUACAAUAAAUAUGAGUCAAUUUAGCUUUUUUAGUUAAGUAUUUCCAUGUAUUUUUUCAGAAGCUACCAGUGAUGAUCCAGGAAAAUUGAUUGUGUAAUUUAGUGUGAAUUUUCUUGAUUCGGUCCCUGAGGAAAUCUGCGGAUAGCUCCUUUGAGACUUUGAAGAUCGGUGUCAACUGAGGAUAAUUAUUGUCAUUAUACGAAUGUAUCACGGCGAUAUGCUAGCGUAAAACAUCCCUUGUGGCGUUCGGAAAAAAUCUUGGGAAUCCACUUGUUGUCAUUAUUGUUGUUACCAUUAUUAUUGCUCUUUGGGUGGAAAAGCGGAAACAAGAGAAAGAGCGCGAGAGUGUGGAAAAGCGUGCUCCAAGUGUCCUCACAGUAAGGAGCAAGUUCGGGGGGAGUCGGAGAAGAGCCGGAAAAAAGGAAAUGCUCCCAGCAGGGCCAAAGUGUUAAAAAGUUUAUUUGUUGUGCGGUUUUCCAAAGCCGUCGCUGCUGCUCCACUUUGUGUUUGUGUGUCUGUGUGGUCUCCUUCAAGUGGCACUAGGGGGUGGUGAAAAAUUUACCCAUCACAACCCACCGAAGUACCAUCAAAGCAAUCACUGCUGCUUCGCGCGACAGCGGCGGAUUCUUGUGGAGCUUGGUAACAAAACACAUCCUUGGCAACCGGAGAGCAGUCGGCAGCAGAGUUGUCAGGCGAGCACAGAAAAAAAGAGACCCGGUUUUCGCGUGUUCUCCCUCGAUCUAACGAACGAUAACAACACCAUACAGGAAGAGCCAAGAUGGCGGACCUGGAAGCAGUGCUGGCCGAUGUCAGCUAUCUGAUGGCGAUGGAGAAAUCCAAAUGCAUGCCGGCGGCCCGAGCCAGCAAGAAGAUUAUCCUCCCGGAUCCAAGUGUUCGAAGUGUGAUGCACAAAUAUCUGGAAAAGGAGAACGAGGUGAACUUCGACAAAAUCUUCAACCAAGUGCUAGGAUACCUUCUAUUCAGAGACUUUUGCGACAACAUCUCAGACGAACCAGUGCCACAUUUAAAAUUCUACGAGGAGAUCAAAGCCUACGAAAAGACAGAAUGCCACGACGAGCGAAGGAAACAGGCCAGGGAUAUCUACGACAAUUUUAUAAUGAAAGAAAUGCUAUCCCACACACACGAAUACUCGAAAGAGGCGGUGGCGCACGUGCAAAAGUAUCUGAUGAAGAACGAGGUCCCGGUGAAUCUGUUCGAGCCCUACAUCGAGGAAAUCUUCCACCAUCUGCGGGGCGAGCCGUUUCGGAAGUUCCUCGAGAGUGACAAGUACACCCGCUUCUGCCAGUGGAAGAACCUGGAGCUCAACAUUCAGUUAACCAUGAACGACUUCAGCGUGCACCGGAUAAUCGGGCGGGGCGGAUUCGGCGAAGUUUACGGCUGCCGGAAGGCCGACACCGGCAAGAUGUACGCCAUGAAGUGUCUGGACAAGAAGCGCAUCAAGAUGAAACAGGGCGAAACGCUGGCACUCAAUGAGCGAACGAUGCUGUCGCUAGUCAGUACGGGGGUCGACUGCCCGUUCAUCGUCUGCAUGACGUACGCGUUCCACACCCCGGACAAGCUCUGCUUCAUCCUGGACCUCAUGAAUGGGGGCGAUCUGCACUAUCACCUGUCCCAGCACGGCGUCUUCAACGAGUCGGACAUGAAGUUUUAUGCGGCGGAAGUCAUCCUCGGGCUGGAACACAUGCACAAACGGUACAUCGUGUACCGGGACCUCAAACCUGCCAACAUCCUGCUGGACGAGAAUGGGCACGUACGCAUCUCCGAUCUCGGCCUCGCCUGCGAUUUCAGCAAAAAGAAACCUCACGCCUCGGUCGGCACCCACGGCUACAUGGCACCGGAAGUGCUCUCCAAGGGAACCCCCUACGACUCCAGUGCCGAUUGGUUCAGCUUCGGCUGCAUGCUUUACAAACUGCUGAAGGGUCAUUCACCUUUCCGGCAGCACAAAACCAAGGACAAGCACGAGAUCGACCGGAUGACGCUCACAAUGAACGUUGAGCUGCCGGAGUCGUUUAGCAAGGAACUGAGAGAUUUGCUGGAAGGACUUCUCCAGCGGGAUAUCGAUAAACGAUUAGGCUGUAAAGGUGGAGGAAAUCCAUCCAUCAGGGCGGACGAAGUAAAGGCACACCCAUUCUUCACCGGAAUCGACUGGAACCAGGUGUACUACCAGAAGUAUACACCCCCGCUGAUACCGCCCCGGGGGGAGGUCAACGCAGCGGAUGCCUUCGAUAUCGGCUCAUUUGACGAGGAGGACACCAAAGGUAUCAAACUGACUGAACAGGAUCAGGAGCUUUACAAAUACUUCCCACUGACGAUCUCGGAAAGAUGGCAGCAGGAGGUAGCGGAAACAGUAUUCGAAACCGUCAACCAAGAGGCGGACCGGGUGGAGCAGAAGCGGAAAGCCAAACAGAAGCAGCGAUUCGACGCGGACGAGAAGGACUCCGACUGCAUACUGCACGGGUAUAUCAAGAAGUACAGCGGUUCCUUCGCGUCGGUCUGGCAGACCCGGUACGCUAAACUGUAUCCCAAUAGGUUAGAACUGCACACCGAGAGCAGUAGCACGAAACCGGAGCUGGUGUUCAUGGAUCAGAUCGAGGAGGUUGCCCAGGACUAUGUGCAAUUUAAGAACGAACAGUGUAUACAGAUUCGGUUCCGGGAUGGAAUUCGCGACGGCAAACUGAUCCUCACCAUGUCGGACGAAAUCGGUCUCAAGGAGUGGUCCCUAUCGCUGCGGGCAGCCCACAAGGAGAGCCAGGAGCUACUGGGCUCGAUGGCCAAGAAGGCCGGCAAGAUCUACGGCACUGAGCGGGACGCCUCCAAAGCCAACGUCCUCCUGAACAACUCCUCGGCCGCACCAGCAACGGUCAACAACAAUGCCUCCUCAACGGCAGCAGCCAUCAACAACUCCACCGCCGCCGGUCAAAAGAACGCCAACGGGUCGUCCAACUAGCGGUUACUGUUGCGAUCUCGGUCCUGUUUCAUAGAACCGAGUCGUCUGAAGGAACCCCUGAUGAAGAUGAAGUGCAAGGACACCUAAGAAGCGGCGACGUUGCCGGCAUCAUCAUUAACGUCAGGAGACCAAAAAAACGUUCUUAUCGUUUUUUGGUAGAGCUUUGUUUGAUUUGAGUUAGGUUGUUUCCUUCAGGACUACUGAAAAUUUCGAUGGAAUUAUUGUUUACCGAAAUUUUCGGUAGUUCUAACGAUUCGGUUACCUUCGAAUUUAUUGAGGAGUUUAGUCGCGAUUCCGGGAACACGGGUUCUCGAGGACAAUUUUAAGCUGUGAAAGCGCUUAAAAAAGAGAAAGGGAGACGCAACAAGUAGCGUGUUUAGUUUAGCCUCUAUUUUGAAUUUCCAACCUUCUUUCGUUGGGAGCCUCCUUUUCUAAAAUAAAAAAAAACCACUGAAAAAACGGGUAAAGUUUCGAACAACAGUAUAAAAGAGAGAGAAUGAGCGAUAACAAAAAAAAAAUUACUUAUAUUGAUAGAAAAAGCUGUACAACAAAUUAUAUACUGAUGAUUAAGCAAAAAAAACUGAACAUUUUUCGGAUCGAGCAAAACCAAAAAAAAAUCGGCAGUGAAACAAUGAAAGAAAAAUGCUAACCGUAUUACACUGUUAUUUGGGUGCAAAAUUUUUAAGGCGGGACUGCGCGAAAAGAGGAACGUCAAAUGUGGGCUUGAACAUGUCAAUGAGUGUACUAGGACAGUGAUAUAACAAGUUGGAUGAGGAAAAAUUAUUAGACUAUUUGAAAAAUACUGAUUUUGAAGGAUUCGUGAAGUUUUUCUUUAAAAAAAACCUUCAAUGGAAAUUUCAAAGAUUUAGACCCAUUUCAUUAAAGACUUUCAAUAGUUUUUGUGUAGUUUUUACUCCAAUUUAUUGGAUUCUUACAUUUGAAAUUUGAAUUCUAAGUUUCAGGACUUAAAAAUUGAAUUUGUUCUUGUUCUUGAAGCCAGUAUUUUCCAAAUGGAUUCGAUGGAAAAGUAAAAAAAAAAACCCUCGAUAACUGCAAUCGUCAGCCCCCGAGUCAUCUUUGUAUAGUAAAUAAAUGUGUCAAUUUAGUAUAUCGUACUACUAAUCUGAAUCCCAGGAAACACACUGGUUAAAAAGUAGCUGUGUUCACGCAGGAAAAAUAAUGAAUGAAUAUAAAAACAACAUAAAUAUAGCGUUUAUAAUAGUCAGCGGAAACAAUAAUGAUAAAAGAGGAAACUUAUAUAAAUAAAUUUAUAAUAAAUAAAUAUAUAUAUUUAAAGAAAAUUUAAACUGGAAGGCGAAAGUUGGGGCAAAAAUUGGUCAUCGAUUAGUUUUAUAUGAUUUGACACAGGAAUUAUGACUGUUGAAAUUUUUUCAGUGUAUCAGUGUUGCCAAUUGUACUGAAAAGUUUGCAAAACGUCACAAAAUGUAAUCGGGUAUCAAAUUUUGCACCAAUCUAGGAAGCUAAUCGGCGAGACGAGACGAGACGAGAUUAUUAAAAAAUGUGCGAUGUUUUAGUGACAAAAACAUGCGAACAAAUAGGCGUAAAUAUCCUAAAGUAUUGUUAAAAACAAUCAAAACCACUGAUCGAUCGCAAGGAGUUGUAUAUACAUGAUGUAGUUGUUUUUUACGUUUUUGUGUUCGGUGACAGAUAAAAAAAAGUACACCCCCAAAUAGGAGAAAACAUAGAAGGGAAAAACUGAGAAAAUAUUGGAAGUUUUUUUUAUUUACUGGCAGCGAUCAAAAGUUCAAUCGAUGUAUGUAUUAUGCGGGAUUGAUUUUGAUAAAAUUUGUGCAAUCUACCCAUAAAAAAUUAAGAAAAAAAACUCACAAUGAAUGUUGCCACAAACCCGCCGCCAUUUUUUUCAAACUGAAAAAAACGCAUCAUUUAAACUUGAUCGUGGUAUUUGUGUCACCCAGCCCUGAAAUUUGUACAUGAUAAUGGUGAGAUAGAAUAGUCAGUUAAGGCAGAUCAGAAACGAACAGACGGCAGCAGAGGAAAGCAAACAACAAUAGAACUACGAGAAACCUCCUUUUAGAGAAAAAAAAAACAAGAUAAACUUAAUUGAAACAACCAAACAGAUCAUAUAACAACUAACUAAGAAAAGCCUUUUAUAUGUCUGUCUGUGUAUGUCUCUCUCUUUUCGUGUGUCUGUACGUAUGAAAUGUAUAUUUAGAAACUUUUUAAUAACAAAGAAGAAGUAAGAAAAAACGAUCAGAAACCAGGCAAAACCACAAAAAUCUGAUACACACAACCCGAAUUACUUACACAAAAGCAUAAAUUUGUUGAGACAAAAAAAAAGAUUGUUGUUGUUAGAAGCCAAAUACCAAUUCUAUACUACUAUAACCUAGUGAGAAACUUACUAUAAACAAAACAAAAGAAAAGAAAACACAAAAAAUAAGAGAAGGAGAAAAAAAAACAAACAUUUACCACUAAAAGUGUCAUUUAGUUCCAAGCGAACAGCAGCAGCAAACCUCUUCAUUGUUCGAUUAUAGUUUUCGAUAUGUAUAAGUAGUAGUGAAAUCAAAUUGGCCGGCAUCACUGAAGACGGAGAUCGCGCAUGAAGCAAUAGCAAGUAAACGAUACUACACAGAAACACACAUACACAAAAAUCGGAUAAUUUAGUUCAUAAGCGAGAGAGCAGCCGACGACAGCAGAGAAGAGCAGCAACACUUUUUGAUACCAAUUUACGCUCCGCGACAUUUGCUGUGUGGAUUCUUGUUAAAAAAAACACAACUGAAUAGCCAAAACUGAAAACAAUAAUUUAAAUAUUCAAUUCCAAUCCGUGUGGGCGGAAAGUGUUGUCCGCCCUCAGAAAACCAUCAAUUUCCAUCACGAAACUUUCAAUCUUCCUCGUACACAUUGAUAAAGAGAGAAAAAAGCAAACAAACAACUAAACAAACCCAGCAAAAUCCGUAAGCACGAACAAUCGAUCUAAAAAUUAUUAUAAUAUAAAUCCCACAAACUCACAGAAACAAGUUGAUUGCAAACAAACCCAACUAAAAGAAAGAAGACCGAUUUACUCAAAGGAAUCAUAUAGUCAAAAAAACGAAUAAUAAAAAAACGUUUGCAAAGUUUAAAACAAAAAAGGAACCUAUAGAGAAAGAAAAACUACAGCAAAAAUCCGAAAUACACAUUCAAGUGCGUACACUUUACUGACACACACCAAGCAUUGAUUCAAACUCAACUCAAACGUCGCGUAUACACUCGGACACACCUACCUACACACAUAACAAAAAAAACACACGUUUGUACUUUCUCGUUUUCAUUAACUGUGUAUUGAUCAAAUAGUGAUACUAUCCUUAUUACCGCAAGAGUAUGAAAGAGUAGCGCAGGAAGCGGAGAAACGAAAGCAGCAGUAGGGGAAGAACAGUAGCGAAGCGUUGGAAGCAGGCAAGUAGGAGAGUCUAAUUAAUAAACAAGAGGAAGCAACAAUGGAGAGAAAAAAAUAACAAAAUAAACUGGUCGAGAGGGAAAAAUGAAUCGAGAAACCUGUAAAAA
This is a messenger RNA of Uranotaenia lowii, 8165 nucleotides long. It is a transcript of the gene Gprk1, whose product is annotated as G protein-coupled receptor kinase 1. Gene Ontology annotation, molecular function: G protein-coupled receptor kinase activity; G protein-coupled receptor binding; ATP binding. NCBI's taxonomy places the organism in Eukaryota, Metazoa, Arthropoda, Insecta, Diptera, Culicidae. The coding region runs from base 2457 to 4646 and encodes 729 amino acids. The transcript has 13 exons. The record is from RefSeq and is a predicted model, not a curated record. Gene Ontology annotation, biological process: G protein-coupled receptor signaling pathway; regulation of signal transduction; protein phosphorylation.